Molecule: messenger RNA, 4051 nt
Organism: Sinocyclocheilus rhinocerous
Lineage: Eukaryota; Metazoa; Chordata; Actinopteri; Cypriniformes; Cyprinidae
Product: CAP-Gly domain-containing linker protein 1-like
Exons: 23
Coding region: 1-3006 (1001 amino acids)
Biological process (GO): positive regulation of microtubule polymerization; cytoplasmic microtubule organization
Cellular component (GO): nucleus; microtubule plus-end; cell cortex
Molecular function (GO): microtubule plus-end binding
Source: RefSeq, a predicted model, not a curated record
AUGCCCAUCCUGGCUAAUGAAUGUGGUUGUUUUGACUUGUUCCUGCAGUAUGUGCUGGAGGCUGAUGCUAAACUGGACCAGCUGCGAGUGCUUGUGGAGGCUGCGGACCGAGAGAAGGUGGAGCUGCUCAAUCAGCUGGAGGAGGAGAAGAGGAAGGUGGAGGACCUGCAGUUUCGGGUGGAGGAAGCCUGCAUUACCAAAGGAGAUUUGGAGACGCAGACCCAGCUGGAGCAUGCCCUUCUUAAGGAGCUUGAACAGAGUCUUCUCUUUGAAAAGACCAAAGCUGACAAACUGCAGAGGGAGUUAGAAGACUCUAGGGUGGCCACGGUCUCUGAGAAGUCCCGUAUCUUGGAGUUAGAGCGGGAUCUUGCCUUGCGGGACACUGAGGUAGCUGCUCUUCGCAAGUCUUUGGAAGCUGUCUCGGGGCAAGACGGGGUUCCUGAGGAGGAGCUGAGCUCUCUCCACACGCAGCUGGCGAAGAAUAACGAGCAGCUUUCGGGUCAGCUGGCCAAAUCUAAGGAGGAGAAUUCAAAUAUCAUUGCGGAGUGGCGCGCUAAACUAGCAUCGGUCGAGGCCUCGCACCAGCAAGCCUUGGAGGAGCUCAGAGCCUCCCACGAGGCAGGCACGUCUGAGCUGGAGGAGGUGCGUAAUGCUCUGGAACAGCUGGAGCUGACACAUAAACUGGAGCUCGAGGAGCUCGCGAACAAGCGUGCUUCUGAAGCCAUGGGCUGGACGGGUGAUGCCAAAGAGCACAAGGCACAGCUCCUGAAAGUCAGCGAGGAGAGCGAACGGCUGGUAGAAACGCUGCGCACCAGUCUGGAGAAGGCAGAGGAGCAGCACCUGGUGGAGAUGGAGGAGGUGUUGGGAAAACUUCACAGUGCCGAGCUCAGGGUGAAAGAGCUGGAGGACGCGGGAGUUAAGCUAGGUCAGCAGCUGCGAGAAAAGGCAGAAGAAGCUCUGGAGCAAGAAACAGCUCUUCAGACGCUUCAGUCACAGCACAGUCAAGAGAACCGAGACAUGCAGAGGUUAUUGACCCAAAUAGAGGAGGCAAAAAGCCAAGCCAGAUCUCAGGAAGAAAAGGUCACAGAGUUGAUCUCAGUACUAGAGGUUAAACAGCAAGAGCUGAGUGGCCUGCUGCAGGAAAAGCGCUCUCUGGAGCAAGAAGUUAGUGUGCUGAAACAGAAUCUUGAAAACACCUCUAAUGAUCAAGCCAAAUCUGCUCAGACUAAUCAAGGUUUACAGAGAAAUUUGAAAGCAAGCGAGGAAAGGAUACUGCUGCUGACCAAAGACAAAACUAAACUUGAGAAUGACAUUGUGGACAUGACGAAAUCAACGGGCGACAGCUCUACUCUAAUAACAAAGCUGAAUGAGGAAAUCAAGCAGAAAGAGAGGAGACUAGAGGAGCUUCAGAAGCAGCUUGAAGAGGAGAGGGAGAAGGCAGCUCAUGCGGAGGAGGAACGCUCUCGAGCCAAAAGCCUGGAGCAGAAACACCGAGCAGAGCUUUCCAGCCUGCAGGAGACGAUCAAGCUUCUGGAGAAGAGCGCCGCAGACAAUCAGGCUAAAGCCAAAGACGUGCUUGCUGCGGGAGAGAAAGCGCUUGCCGACGCUGUGGAGCGCCAUUCCAAAGAACUGCAGGAACUACGCAGCGAGUUUGAUUCAGAGCUGAAACAAGCAGUCGCUGAAAAAGCCCAUGCAGUGGAGGCUCUGAAACACGAGAAGGAAAAGCUAACCGUGGAGCUCGCCAGCAGCCACAAAGACGGCAAUAUUCUGCUAAACCUCAAAAAGGAGUGUGACGGUCUCAACGAUCAGCUGAAGGAGAUGAAAACAAGGGAAAGCACUUUGACGAGUGAAUCAGAGAAGGAGAACGCAGCUCUUCAGCAGUCUCUCCGAACACAGAGUGCCUUGAUCUCAGAGAAGGACACAGAAUUAGACUCUCUGAGGAACGAGCUGGAUGCUUUGAAACAGCAGAACUCGCAGUAUGAGGAGAACCUGAGUUCUGACCGUCAGAAGAUCAGUGAAGAGAUUGAGGAGCUGAAACAAGCAGUCGCUGAAAAAGCCCAUGCAGUGGAGGCUCUGAAACACGAGAAGGAAAAGCUAACCGUGGAGCUCGCCAGCAGCCACAAAGACGGCAAUAUUCUGCUAAACCUCAAGAAGGAGUGUGACAGCCUCAAUGAUCAGCUGAAGGAGAUGAAAAUGAGGGAAAGCACUUUCACGAGUGAAUCAGAGAAGGAGAACGCAGCUCUUCAGCAGUCUCUCCGAACACAGAGUGCCUUGAUCUCAGAGAAGGACACAGAAUUAGACUCUCUGAGGAACGAGUUCAAAAAGGAGUGUGACAGCCUCAAUAGUCAACUGAAGAAGAUAAAAGUGAGGGAAAGCACUUUAACAAAAGAAUCAGAAAAGGAGAAGGCAGCACUUCAGCAGUCUCUCCGAACACAGAGUGCCUUGAUCUCAGAGAAGGACACAGACUUAGACUCUCUGAGAAACGAGAUAGCAGGUCUGCAGUCCAGUCUGAAACUCCACAGGAGUGAGAGCACUCUGCUGCAGGAGCGAGUGAAGGUUCUGGAGAGUUUAGCUGACGCUCAGAUCAGCGGCACAGAUGAUUCUGCUUUAAAAACAUGGAAGGAGGCAAAGGAGAAUGCAGAGCGGCAGGUUGAAUUCCUGAACUCGGUUAUUGUGGAUCUGCAGCGGAAGAACGAAGACUUAACAUCUAAACUGGAGACGAUGGCUGAAGCAGCGCUCAAUGGGAACGGUGCAGCUGAGACGGACACUCAUAACAGUCACGCCGAGCCGACGCUUAAAAAGAAGCCCCCUCCCCGUCUCUUCUGUGACAUCUGUGACUGCUUUGACCUGCACGACACAGAGGACUGUCCCACCCAGGACCAGAUGCUAGACUCGCUGCCACACACCACCUACCACGGCAGCACCAGCGACGAACGACCGUACUGCGACAUCUGUGAGGUCUUCGGCCACUGGACGGAGUCCUGCAAAGACGAUCAAACUUUCUAGCAUCCCGCUUCAUUUGUACUUGCAGUGCUAUGCCUUGAAUCAAACAGUGCACAAAAGACUAUUGUAAGUCUGCGUGGUUUUUCACUCGUGUGUUUGCCGCCAUAUAAGCCUAAACCUUUCAGUCACUUUAAAGCGAGCAUCUGUAGUUUACUCAGUGGCAAUUUUACCUGCUCUUUUUGGACUGAAUGACGGUUAGGAGGGUUUUAAGUUCACUUUGAAAGUAGUGAAUGCUCAUUCUUUAAAUGGUGGUUAAAGAAGCGGUUCUCUUAUACGCUUUAAGGUUUCAGGUUUUUAAACUUCAGUGCUGACCUCUAGAGGAAGGGAGGCUUGACUUCUCAACAGCCUUUCACAUGUCAGCGAGAGACGUAUUAAUAUAAAGAGUAAAUUAUUCUAGAAUUGUGAAAAUGUCAUAGUUUCUAAAUAAAAAAUAAGUAUGUUUCAAUCAUUUAUUAUCUUUCAGAAUGACCGUUAAUAAAAUGUUCGCAACUUUUGUCCAAAAAUGAAAUUAAAACAACUGUUUUUGUUACUUUAUUGCUUUAAUAUUAUGAUUAUUAUUAAGUUGUGGAGGUCUGGAAUGUAUGAAAUUGUGACUGUUUUUAGUAAAGUUAGCAUAUGUUUCCCAGGUGGUUUGUGAUACAUUUAUUUGUAUAAAGAUCGGGGGGGGGGCAGAUUUUAUGGAAAUAAACUUCAAAAAAUAUCUUUUAAGUGCAAAAAACAUUCUUUGUUGUGUUGUAUGUUCAUGCUAAUGUGCUGCUCUAAAGAAAACCCCCGUGCUUUCAAAUCAAUUUCAUAUUGUCUGACGUGGGCGAUCUCAACCAUGAUCUACACGGAUGUUUCCCAACCUUAUUUCUGCUCUUUUGUUAAAGCAGUAAAGUUACACAGCUACAGGUGUGUUGCUGGGUUUUAAAGCAGGUUUGAUUGGUGUUUAUAUCAGUUUCACUGUCCACUCGAUUCACGUAGAUGUGUCCAGAGCUGUGUGAGAUCACUACCAUGCUGCUUUUGUGGAGGUGUGUAGGGUGUUCAAUAAAAACAUUUUGUAGCAUUU